AUGAGGCUACAGAAGCUGGAACAGCCUCCCCUUGGCCCAGGCCCCCUUUCACCCAUCCCUGUCUUCCUGUCGGGUUCCUGGCCGCCACACACCCUUUUGCCGCUCCCACAGCGGCGGCUGUUUGAGAAGAAGCAGCGACGGAAGCGCCAAGAGGCCCUCAUGGUUCGGGCCAAUCUGGAUGCUUUCCUGCGGCCCCGGCGACCAUGGUGGCGGGAGAAACGCCUCUCGGGAGACAGGGGCCCCAGGAACCCUUUUCUUCAGGAGAACGUGCCAGAGGCACAUCUGCGCCCUGUUAUCCACAGUGUCCUGGGCACUGUGAGCUGCUGUGGAGAUGGCAGUGGCGAGUGUGGCCCACUGGUAUCGCUGACAGAGGCAGACAGUUCCAAUCCGGAGUUGGAGGAAGUCUCUGUGGAGGAUGUUCUCACCUCUUCACCUCCUUAUGAAGAGCCUCCGGGGACUCGACGCAGGGGUUGGCCAGCCCGCCAACGACCUGGGGGCAGUGCUGAGGAUGAGAGUGAAUCCCAGGAUGUUGGAGAUGAAUACGAGGUGCCUAGUCCGAGACCAAACCCUGGAAUGGAUGGUGAUGGGGGCCAUGGAGACUUGGCCUCCAACAAGGGCGAAGACCUGGAAGAGCAGAAAGAGGAAUCGGAGUCUACCGUGAGGAACUCCCCAGGGGCGGCCGGCGAGGAGGUGUCCGAGGCCUCGGAAGGCACGGGUAGCACGGGCAGCAGCGAUGCAGGGAGCUCGCCCCGCUGGCCUCCCCGCGCCCCAGGCCCUUGGCCGGGCAGGAACAUGGAAGCGUAUGUGCUGAGGCCUGCGCGGUGCGGUUGCACGGUGCAGUGUUGCAUCAGACGUGACAAGCGCGGCGUAGACAAGGGCAUGUUCCCUUGCUACUAUCUCUACCUGGAGGUGCCCGACGGCCAGAAGUACUUCCUUUUGGCUGCGCGCAAGAGAAAAAGAAGCAAAACCUCUAAUUAUCUCAUCUCCCUGGACCCCACAGACCUAUCUCGGGAGGGAGACAACUUUGUGGGUAAAGUCAGAUCUAAUGUCUUGGGCACGAAGUUCUCCAUCUUCGACAAUGGGGUGAAUCCUGAAAAGAAGAAUUUCUUCCCAGAGACUACUCGGAUCAGGAAGGAGCUGGGGGCUGUGUGUUAUGAGACCAACGUCUUGGGAUUCCGAGGGCCUCGGAAAAUGACUGUAAUCAUUCCAGGAAUUGACGCCCAAAACCAGAGAAUUAGCGUCCAGCCACAAAAUGAACAGGAGUCGCUACUGAGUCGCCUCCAACGGGGUGCCACCCAGGGGCUGGCCCUGCUGCAAAAUAAAGCCCCAUCGUGGAGCGACGACAGCGGCACCUAUGUGCUCGAUUUUCAUGGUCGCGUCACCCGGGCCUCAGUCAAGAACUUCCAGAUCGUGCAUCCGGAUGACCCGAACUACGUGGUGCUCCAAUUCGGCCGCGUAGCCCCAGACGCGUUCACCAUGGACUUCUGCUUCCCACUUUGCCCUCUCCAAGCCUUCGCCAUCUGCUUGUCCAUUUUCAAUGGGAAGCUGGCGUGUGAGUAAUUCAAUGAAAUACUCCCAUCAGC
Camelus dromedarius (Arabian camel) is the source of this 1583-nucleotide messenger RNA. RefSeq names its product TUB like protein 2 (gene TULP2). The coding region runs from base 1 to 1560 and encodes 519 amino acids. The transcript is spliced from 11 exons. Lineage: Eukaryota; Metazoa; Chordata; Mammalia; Artiodactyla; Camelidae. Gene Ontology annotation, cellular component: cilium. Gene Ontology annotation, biological process: protein localization to cilium. The record is from RefSeq and is a predicted model, not a curated record.